This is a messenger RNA of Helobdella robusta, 1273 nucleotides long. RefSeq lists its product as hypothetical. The coding region runs from base 170 to 820 and encodes 216 amino acids. The transcript is spliced from 10 exons. The record is from RefSeq and is a predicted model, not a curated record. Gene Ontology annotation, biological process: regulation of endocytosis. Gene Ontology annotation, molecular function: GTPase activity; GTP binding. Gene Ontology annotation, cellular component: endosome. Lineage: Eukaryota; Metazoa; Annelida; Clitellata; Rhynchobdellida; Glossiphoniidae.
GAUUCACUUUUCAAUUUUGUUAAAAGUUGAACAAGAGCGAAGAUAAAUAGUAAUCCACUAAUCGCAGAGCAAAAAAUCCGUAAAACCUGAAUUUUGGAGAAUUAAUUUAAUAUUUUUUGGAAAGCAAAGAAGACACUAAAAACAUUAGAACGCUAGAAGAUUCAUCGAUAUGACGUCUUACAAAAGGGAAGUUACGACAGUACCCCUUGGCGAGAAGGUGGCCAUCAUGGGACAGUUUUAUAGCGGAAAGACCUGCCUCAACCAGCGAAUCAUACGAGGUGUUGAUUGGUGCGAUCGGGCUUACGAAGCUACCAUUGGGACAGCGUAUGGCACUAAAUUCAUGGAGGUCGGAGACUUCAAGAUCAAACUUGGAAUUUGGGACACGGCCGGCUCUGAGCGAUUUCUAGCAAUCUCUCGAAACUACUACAGAAACAGCGGGGCCAUCAUCGUCUGCUACGACAUCACUAGUCUAGAAAGUUACAAUAAGGCGGUUGAGUGGUGGAAGAAGUUACUCGAAGAGGAGAAGGACUCCUUACUGUAUCUGUGUGGCAACAAGAAAGAUUUGGUUCUCGGACCCGAGCUCAAGUACAACAGGAGAGUGGAUUUCCACGACGCCAGGGAGUUCGCUGAAGACUCUGGUGGCAAGUUCUUUGAAACAUCGAGCAAAACAGGGGAAGGUGUAGUGGAACUCAUGACCGAAAUAGCGAAAGACUUAAUAGAAAAGAAGAAGCGAUUAGGAGAGAUCGAACCAGACCGCUUGGUUUUGGAGCAUGAGCGUAUGAAGAUGAAGAAAGCCAACUGUUCUAAUUGCCUUAGAUAGCGACAUUUUAGUCAUUCACUCUUUCACUCGUUUUAUUUAUACUAUACAUAUAUACGGUCAUUUCUUUAUUUGUUCUUUACUUCAUUCAUUCAUUCGUUCGUUCAUUCAUUCAUCGUUCGUUCAUUCAUUCGUUCAUUCAAUCUUCCAUUCGUUCAUUUGCAUAUUUGCUGAUUUACGUAUUGAUUGAUUGAUUAUUCAUUCAUUCAUUCAUUCAUUCAUUCAUUCAUUCAUUCAUUCAUUCAUUCAUUUUUCAAUUCAUUUAUAUAUAUAUUAUUUAUUCAUAUGCAUAAUCAUAUGUGCCUUAUUAAGACUGUCAGAAAUGCAAUUAUUGAUGAAAAUCACAGCAUGUUCCGCCUUAGUUAGCUUCUUGUUUAGUUUUUCGCAUCGUAUGCCAUUAUACUCAGAACCAUGGCGCCCACACUCACCAAUAUUACGUUUGAAAGAAUACAUUAG